This is a messenger RNA of Micromonas commoda, 1318 nucleotides long. RefSeq names its product transaldolase. Gene Ontology annotation, biological process: carbohydrate metabolic process. Gene Ontology annotation, cellular component: intracellular anatomical structure. NCBI's taxonomy places the organism in Eukaryota, Viridiplantae, Chlorophyta, Mamiellophyceae, Mamiellales, Mamiellaceae. Bases 24 to 1172 code for a protein of 382 amino acids. The transcript has 3 exons. The record is from RefSeq and is a predicted model, not a curated record.
CGCACAUCAUGUAUACGCUCGCCAUGAGCUCGCUCCCCGGCCUCCGCGUCACGGCGAGCGCCCGCAAGGGACGCGUCCCGAAGGCUAAGGCGAAUGACGUCGAGCCUUGCGAAGCCGCCGAUUUCAAGGGCAUCAAGACCCGCGAGUACUCCUCCAACAUCAUAUCGCGAGGGUCCGAACUCGAGCAGCUCAAGAAGCUCUCGCACCUCGUCCUCGAGACGGCCGCCGUCGGCGCGAGCACGUUCGAGGAGCUCGGCCCGCAGGCCGCGACGGUGUCCCCGUCCGUCCUACUCCACACCCUCCACGAGAACACCACCGCCGACGUCGGCGCCCUGGAGGGAGCCAUGGUGUACGAGCCGUGUAGCGUGGACUUCACCGGCUCCGAGGACGCCAGGCUCGAGUGCGUCAUCGACAAGGCGUUCGUCAACCUCGGCGGCAUGAUGGCUGAGCGCGUCGGCGGCUUGGUCUCCAUCGAGAUCGUCGAGGACAAGGUCACCGCGCUCAACUCCGAUAAGAUCAUCGCCAAGGCGAGGCACAUGCGCGCGAUGUUCGACGAGAUCAACGUCGACCGCGAGAAGUACCUGUUCAAGAUCCCCGGAACCUGGGCGGGCGUCGAGGCGGUUCGGGCGUUGGAGGCUGAGGGCGUUCGCUGCCACGUGACGCAGGUGCACUGCCUCGAGCAAGCCGCCGCGUUCGGCCGCGCGGGCGCCACCGUCGUCCAGCUCUACGUCGGGCGCCUGCAGGCGUGGUACAAGAAGCACCCGGUGCACCAGCUGUCCAACAAACUCCACGAAGCGUCCAACCACGGCGUCGAGUUUGUUCGCCAGGUGAAGGCUACGUUUAAGAACGAGAGCCUCGACACCAAGAUAAUCGCGUCGUCCGUGCUGGACCGCGAUAACGCCCUGUCCCUGGCGGGCGUCGACUACAUGCUGCUCAGCGACCGCGUGGUGAGCACGCUGAACAACGCCGACGCGUGCGAUCAGAUUGGCACCGGCGUGGUCGCCCGGGGCGGCAACGUCCCAUCCGUGGGAGAGAUCACGCAGGCGUCGUUUGAGGCGGCGCUGGGAAUGUCGCCCGCUUACGAGGAGAUCGAGGCGCACCUGGAGCUGCUUCACAAGGAUGAGGAGGCGCUCAAGGCGUUCGUCAAGACGUCCGUCAUGAGGAACGAUUGAGUGCGUCGACGAACGCGAGUGUACACCUCACUCACCGGAAAGAGCGGAACUCGCCGCAAACCCCGAGAUUGUUAAGAUCACCGCUUGUCAUGAAUAUAAUAGCUUUGUAUAAUACGAUACAGAAACACGAUGCUCGUGACGUCAAC